UGCUAACUUCAUUUAAGUUUUGUCAAAUUUUUGUUGACGUUUAACAUUUUUUUUUAUAAUCAAAAAAUAUUGAAACUUGCAAUGGAUAAAAAGAAGUAAUGAUCACGUUCGUUGGCGAUGGAAUUCGCCGAAAUGAUAAAAACGCCAAAAUUAGACGGGGUAAUUUUACACAGCCCCUUUUUCGAUCCUGUCGACGGUAGGUUAUGUAUUACGGGGCAUCAUUUGAUUGUGUCGUCGAAAAAAGAGGAUGUACAAGAACUCUGGUUGUUACAUCAAUGUAUAGAUUCUGUAGAAAGAAGGGUGCUAAAUAACAAUUCUGCUCAAAAUGGGGGCUCAAUAUUUUUAAAAUGCAAGGAUUUUAGGAUUCUACAGUUAGAUAUAGCUCAUCCCGAAGAUUUCAAUAACGUCUAUUUAUCCAUUUUGCGUUUAUCCAAUUUAGAAAAACCAGAAUUAUUAUACCCCUUCUUCUACAGGCCUAUGUAUAGCAUUCUAGAAGAUGGACACACACUAUUUGAUUUAGAAAUCGAGUUCACCAAAUUGAUUGGAAGCGAUGAGUGGAGGGUAUCACAUGUCAAUAAAACUUUUGGAGUAUGCAAUAGUUAUGGAACUACAUUGGUUGUGCCUAAGAGUAUUGAUGAUGAAACUAUUAUUGCAUCGGCGAAUUUUAGGGAAGGGGGGCGUUUCCCAAUUCUGAGUUACAGACAUGAAAAUGGAACAGUACUACUUCGAAGCAGCCAACCCAUGUUAAAUAAUGCAAACAGAAGGUGCAAAGCUGACGAAAAAAUUUUAAAUUCCGUUUUGGGGCCUUACAAAAAGGGAUACAUAAUCGAUACAAGAAGUUCCACUUAUAUUAAUUACUGUAAAAGCAAAGGUGGAGGUACUGAACCAGAGGGUUAUUACAAUCAAUGGAAAAAGACUUCCAGACCUUUAGAUAAGGUCUCAAAGUGCGACGGGUCCGUUUUGGAACACUUGUCCAAAUUUAUAGAAGCUUGUUUGGAUCCCAAUUCGUCCUCUGACAAAUGGAUGUCGCGCAGCGCUAACUGGUUGGGCCAUAUACAAAAUACUUUAAAUGCAGCUUGUUUAGUGGCUCAAUGUUUGGAUAAAGAUGGCGCUUCAGUGCUGGUUCACGGCGCCAAUGGACAGGACAGUACUUUGGUUGUAACAUCUUUGGCUCAAGUUAUUUUGAAUCCGGAUUGUAGAACUGUUAGAGGUUUGCAAGCUCUCAUAGAACGGGAAUGGCUUCAAGCAGGCUAUCCAUUCCAAACAAGACAUCAGAAAUUGUGUUUUUCGAAUUCGAGAGUUAAAGGCAUCCAACCGACAUUUUUGAUAUUUUUAGAUUGUUUACAACAACUGCAUUAUCAAUUUCCAUGUAGUUUCGAAUACAAAACCGAAAUGCUCAUUACAUUAUUCGAACAUUCCUAUUUCAGUCAAUUUGGUACAUUUUUGGGCAAUUCGGAAUACGAACGGAGUUCCAUAGAGCUUCAGAAAAAAACUACCAGCCUAUGGUCGUACUUAAACAGGCCCGAUGUCCUAACCGCGCUCUUAAACCCCACAUACGAACCUAAUAAAUCAGCGAUAUGGCCUAGCGUUGCGCCCGUCAGCAUCGUCGUUUGGGCUGAUCUCUAUUUCAGAUGGCUGAUAGAUCAGCAGCAGCAAAGGACGGCCUUAAUCAAAGUACAAACCGUGAUACAGCAGGGCAAGGAUCUCAGAAGCACUGCCAUCAAACUCAGAAAGCAGCUCUUGGACAAGAUCAAGGAGUUGCAAUGCCUGCAAGAGGAAUUGAAAGUCGACAACGAUGACUGACAUAAUUUUUUAAAACACCAAUUUAGCUUUAGUGUAAUGGAAAAAACCAUCCCCUAUUAGUUCAUAUCAAUUAAUUAGUCAAUUCUCGUUUCGGACACACAUCCUGACUCUUAAACUUGUCAUGACAGGUCAAUUUUGGUAUUUGACACAU
This is a messenger RNA of Psylliodes chrysocephalus, 1954 nucleotides long. The record is from the annotation of a GenBank genome assembly. Lineage: Eukaryota; Metazoa; Arthropoda; Insecta; Coleoptera; Chrysomelidae.